Molecule: messenger RNA, 1002 nt
Organism: Meyerozyma guilliermondii ATCC 6260
Lineage: Eukaryota; Fungi; Ascomycota; Pichiomycetes; Serinales; Debaryomycetaceae
Gene: CKA1
Product: casein kinase 2 catalytic subunit
Exons: 1
Coding region: 1-1002 (333 amino acids)
Biological process (GO): DNA damage response; regulation of transcription by RNA polymerase III; regulation of transcription by RNA polymerase I
Cellular component (GO): cytosol; nucleus; protein kinase CK2 complex
Molecular function (GO): protein serine/threonine kinase activity; ATP binding
Source: RefSeq, a predicted model, not a curated record
AUGUCGAUCCCCAACCCCGUCAGCUCGGUGUCCAAGGUUUACACGGAUGUUUUAGCUUCGAAACCACAGUCGUACUGGGAUUAUGAAAACAUAAAUAUCAAAUGGAACUCGCAAGACAACUACGAAAUCAUCAAAAAGUUGGGACGUGGAAAGUAUUCGGAGGUUUUUUUAGGAGUGGAUCUUAAAAAAGGUGAAAAAUGCGUUAUAAAAGUGUUGAAACCGGUCAAAAGAAAGAAGAUCAAGAGAGAAAUUUCCAUUUUGAAGAACUUGGACGGCCCCAAUAUCAUUGGGCUUUUUGAUAUUGUAAGAGAACCCCAGCUGAAAACACCUGGACUCAUCUUUGAGCACGUCAACAACAUCGACUUUCGCACCCUCUACCAGUCUUUCACCGACUAUGACAUUCGGUUCUACAUGUACGAAUUGUUGCGAGCGUUGGACUACUCGCACUCGAUGGGGAUCAUGCACCGUGACGUCAAGCCCCACAAUGUUAUGAUAGACCACGAGAAGAAACUUUUGCGGUUAAUUGACUGGGGUUUAGCCGAAUAUUACCAUCCAGGAACCGAAUACAAUGUGCGAGUUGCAUCGCGGUAUUUCAAGGGACCGGAAUUGCUCGUGGAUUUCCGUCUCUACGAUUACUCUCUUGACUUGUGGUCGUUCGGGUGCAUGUUGGCGUCAAUGGUUUUCAAGAAAGAACCGUUUUUCCACGGAAAAUCGAACACCGACCAAUUGGUGCAAAUUGUGCGUGUGUUGGGAUCGGACGACCUACACAAAUAUUUGCAGAAAUACGGGCUUGUUUUGAGCGAGGAGUACGAAGAUUUGGGAUACUACAAUAGAAGACCUUGGAAGCGAUUUGUCAACGAGAACAACCAGCAUCUUGUCAGUGACGAGUUUCUUGAUUUCAUCGACAAGUUGUUACGCUACGACCACCAGGAGAGAUUGACGGCCAAAGAGGCUAUGGCACAUCCGUACUUUGACCCAGUACGGCCAAGUAAUACUAAAUAG